UGACUUUGUUACUUCUACAAAUCCAUACUUUACCCUUCCCCUUCAAUAAUCAUACCUCUUUCACUCUUCCUUCCUUCAUUCCCAUCCAUUCUUGUCUGAUCGUGUCUUCGAUCCUAUUCUCUCCACCGUAUAUCACUCUUUCUGUUUUCCAUCUUCAUUCUCAUUCUCACAUAGAUCAUACAUAUAUACAAAUCACAUCAUGUCAAAAGAAGAACAUCCUUCUGAUGAAAAAUAUCAGGUCGACCAUAUGGAGGAUGUGGCUCACCAUGAGCUGGCUCCAGAACAAGAGGGCUUGAAGCGCGACUUGCGUCUCCGCCACAUGAUCAUGAUUGCUGUCUCUGGAACCAUCGGUACUGGUCUCUUCUUGACUUCCGGAAACACAAUCGCUACUGCUGGGCCCGGAGGAGCCUUGCUCGCCUAUGCUUUGAUCGGUCUUUGGUUGGUUUUUGUAUGCCAAGCUAUCGGUGAGAUCGCCACUCUUCUUCCUCUCCCCGGAGCAUUCAAUGCUUGGGGUGGACGUAUCUUUGACGAGGCUUUGUCAUUUCAGAUGACUUGGAUGUACUUUAUCAACUGGGCUUUGACUAUCCCUGCAGAAUUGGCUGCUGCUGCUGUAAUCGUUGAUUUCUGGUUGCCUGAAGAUUCUACGUUCCCACCUUGGGUUGUGCCCUUGAUCAUCAUUGUCGUCAUGGUCAUCAUCAACGUCACAGGUGUGAAAGCGUACGGUGAAAUUGAGUAUUGGCUCUCGAUCCUCAAAGUCUGCACGAUCAUCAUGUUCAUCGUCUGCGGUAUCUUGGUCAAUACUGGUGCUAUUGGUGGUAAGCACUAUGGUAUGGAUACAUGGCGUGUGGAUGGUGCUCCUUUCAAGGGUGACUUCUUGACUUUCAUCAAGGUCUUGGUCUCUGUUGGUUAUGCUUAUGGUGGUUCCGAGAUGACAGGUGUCACCGCAGCCGAGUCCCGCAACCCCCACAAGCAUGUCCCCAAGGCUGUCAACACUGUCUUGAUUCGCAUCGCCUUCUUUUACAUCAUCUCAGUCUUCCUCUUGGGCUCCAUCAUCGAUAACAAUGAUCCUCAGCUCAUCAACACCACAAAGUCUGCUGCCACAGCUCCUUUCACCAUCGUCUUUGCUAAAGCUGGCAUCAACGUCGCAGCCAAUUAUAUGAACGCUGUCGUCUUCACCUCCAUCUUCUCAGCCAUCAAUUCCGACUUUUAUGUCGCCACUCGCAUGUUGUUGUCUCUCUCCCGUAACGGCUGGGCUCACAAGUCAAUUGGCUACACCAACGGGCGCGGUGUCCCAUUGGUCGCCUUGGCAAUCGUCACUGCCUGCUCCUGCUUAUCCUUGAUCACCAUCUUUGUUGGCUCCGGUGUAGUCUUCCAAUGGUUCGUCUCCAUCAUUGGAUCUAUCAUCUUCCAGUCCUGGUUGCUGAUCUUGAUCCUUCAUUUCCGUUUCCGCUACUGCUGGAAGAAGCAGGGUCGUGCUGUCAGUGAACUGCCUUAUGCCUCUUGGGGAUAUCCUUAUGGUAACAUCUUGGCCACGAUCAUCGGUGCCGGAUGUAUCAUUGCUACCUGCUACCUCUCAGUCCUCAACCCACCUCAAAACCCUGGUGAUGGCGCUACAGAGGAACAGAUGGCUCUUUUCAAGAAAGGCCGUGAUGAAUAUGCUCAGGGUCUCUUGGGCGCUUGGUUCCCAUGGAUCAUGUCUUCAAUCUUGUUCUUGAGCUACAAACUCGUCCACAAGACAAAGAUGGUUAAGCCUGAGGAGGCUGACCUUGAUACUGGUCGCUUCAUCCCCACAGAGGAAGACUUGAAAGACAUGCAGGUCAAGGCUCCUCUCUGGAAGAGGAUUAUCAAGUUUGUGAUUUAGACUAUAUAUCCAUCGUAGAAAAAACUCAUUGUAAUACCUGUAUUUAUUAUCCCCCCAC
Lobosporangium transversale is the source of this 1919-nucleotide messenger RNA. RefSeq names its product amino acid permease-domain-containing protein. Gene Ontology annotation, cellular component: membrane. Lineage: Eukaryota; Fungi; Mortierellomycota; Mortierellomycetes; Mortierellales; Mortierellaceae. The transcript has 2 exons. The record is from RefSeq and is a predicted model, not a curated record. Gene Ontology annotation, biological process: amino acid transmembrane transport. Bases 200 to 1861 code for a protein of 553 amino acids. Gene Ontology annotation, molecular function: amino acid transmembrane transporter activity.